Messenger RNA from Malus domestica (apple), 1874 nucleotides. RefSeq lists its product as uncharacterized. The record is from RefSeq and is a predicted model, not a curated record. Lineage: Eukaryota; Viridiplantae; Streptophyta; Magnoliopsida; Rosales; Rosaceae.
GUUUCCAAAAACUGUUUUCAAGAACAGUUAUCAAAACUAAUACAAAAAGUGAUUGGUUACCUCUCCCUUCACUUCCAUCCAGAUCUGGGUUCUCACUCAUUCAUCCCAAAUCAGCCAAAAUUCAACAUUUUCCUGAGAAAAUCCCAGAGAGUUUGCCACUUUACUAAGAAAAUCCCAUAAAGAUUCAAUCUUAGCCACCCAUCUGAUCCAACGGUCCAAAAUCAGAACCCAUAAGAGAAAAGUAGCUGAACCUUCACUCUGUGUACUGUUGAGAGUUGAAGUUCGAACACUCUUUACCCAGAAAACCUUCUACAACAGCAAAGCCACUGCAAACAGAUCCAAAUCCGAAAACAUUCCCGGAAAAUACCCAUUUCCCGAGAAAGUCACACAUUUUCUCGGGAAAUUAAAAACCCAAACUUUUUCCCACCAAUUUCCAAUGGCUAAUGCUUGGAAAAGAGACAAAUCCAUGAGACCCCUUGUGUUCCUCUUCUCUGCAACUAUCGUCCUCAUCUUCAUCUUCUUCUUUUUCGCCACCCGCCCUUCCGCCACCCCCGCCGCCAACGACCCCACCAUCCGAACCAAUCUUCCAAUCUACCGAAUCCCGCCGUUCAAUUGCGAGGAGUGCCCGCAGGCGUACCCCGUCAUCGCCAACGUCGUUGAAGGCCUCCGCUAUCCCUUCAUCUACUCGCUCGCCGAUUUGGGCAGCUUGCCGGAGAAGCCCCACAAGAACAUCGUCCGAUUCCUCAAGGGGAAGCCGUUUCGGAGGCCCGAUAUCUCGGCCACGAUUCAGGGCGUUCUCGAGAAAUUCAAAGGGGAAGGGAGGGACAACGGGCUGGUGGUGGACGUCGGUGCCAAUGUCGGCAUGGCCAGCUUCGCGGCCGCCGUCAUGGGUUUUCAGGUGCUUGCUUUUGAGCCGGUUUUCGAGAAUUUGCAGAGGAUUUGUGAUGGGAUUUACUUGAAUCGUGUGGGGGAUUUGGUGACGGUGUUCGAGGCCGCCGCCUCCGACCGCCCUGGCAAUAUUACCUUCCACAAGUUGGUUGGUCGGAUGGACAACAGUGCUAUUUCAGCGACUGGUGCAAGGCUGGCUUUCAAGAAUAACGAAGAAGUGGCAGUUCAAGUAAGAACCAUUCCUCUCGAUGAUGUGAUCCCGGAAACAGAGCCUGUUCUCCUGCUCAAAAUUGAUGUGCAAGGUUGGGAAUAUCAUGUGCUGAAAGGAGCUUCCAAGUUACUGUCAAGAAAGGCAGGAGAAGCACCCUAUGUCAUCUAUGAGGAAGAUGAGCGGCUGCUGCGUGCCAGCAAUAGCAGUGCUGGAGAGAUUCGAAAUUUCCUGAAGGGUGUGGGUUACAAUCACUGCACGCUGCAUGGUACAGAUGCACACUGCACCAAAUUGGGCUAACAUGUUCUUCAUACCUUAGGCUUUGCCGCGAGAAACAGAACCAAACUACCAUAUCGUGGUUGGUUUGCAUAUAAUUUUCUGAAGACGGACUAGUCAUACAUGAUACUGUCAGAUAAAUUAGAUAAUGGUCUAACAGAUAUCAAUGUAACACAGCGGGCGCCUGCAGUCUGUAACGUGCGUUGGCCAUGAUGGUUGAUGGCAAGCUAUUUCGGGAAACACUCCGUGAAUACAUUGAAAGGAGAUCGGUUCAGAAGGAGCUGCUCGUUGAGCUCAACCGGAUUUAUCUACAUGCGUUAGUCGGCACGUUGCAGUGUGCCCUUGAAGGCUUUUAAUUGUAAAAUUGUUUUUCGUUAACUGAUCUUUACUGAUGGAUUGAUACAUUAAAACUUCUAUUCGAUUCGUUGAGGAUGUCGAUUUCAAUGUUUGUUAGGAUAUUUUUCUCUUGUAAUAAGAAAAAGUAGAAAUAUUCGGAUUUUCA